AUGUUUGCCAAAACGUCCUCCUUUGUCACUCCUAUCACGAAUAUCGAGAGGCGACAUGCGUCAAAAACAGCAUCACCGCGGAGUCAUCGUCAUCGUCAUCGAAUACUCACCGAGAGUUUGGCGAGCAUCGUCAUCGAACCUCAAACCAAAAUCCAAUUUCCGGAGACCUCGAACGCUCUGAAACUCCUCGGCGUCGGUUCUCGAGAAAAGAAAAUCGCGAUAUUGAAUGUCAAAGUGUACGCGGUUGGAAUGUACGCGGACGAGACGAAAAUGAAUAGCAUUAAGAAGGACGCAAUAAACGACGACGAGGGGUUGUUACUCUUGAACGGAAACUUCGAGAAGGAGAUUGUAAUCAAACUGAACAUGAGCGUAAACGAGAAAGAUUUCUUCAAGGCUUUGGAGGAGGCUUUGGUGCCGAGAAUAUCGCGGAUCGCGACGGACAUGGCGACGAGAGAAGACGACGAAGGAAACUUCAUGACAACAACCGCGGAGUAUUCAGAAGAGUGCGAGGAGCGAGCUUUGGAAGAAAUGGAGAUGAUUCGCGAUGGUUUGGGCAAAGGAGGCAAACUCGAGAAGGGCGCUCAAAUUUCGUUUACGUUUCUCGAAACCGGCGGGGAGGUGGCGAUGGUCAUGAAGAGUUCUUUGUCCUCCAGGACAGAGAUCGCGUUUAAGAGUUACGAGUUAGCCAAGGCUUUGUUGGACGUGUACGUGGGGGACGAUCCAAUUUCGGUGGAGGCAAAGAAAGCAUUCGAGGCUGGCUGUUGA
This is a messenger RNA of Bathycoccus prasinos, 765 nucleotides long. RefSeq lists its product with no specific name. The record is from RefSeq and is a predicted model, not a curated record. The coding region runs from base 1 to 765 and encodes 254 amino acids. The transcript has a single exon. Lineage: Eukaryota; Viridiplantae; Chlorophyta; Mamiellophyceae; Mamiellales; Bathycoccaceae. Gene Ontology annotation, molecular function: intramolecular lyase activity.